Cercospora beticola is the source of this 1211-nucleotide messenger RNA. Its product is annotated as alpha/beta fold hydrolase. Lineage: Eukaryota; Fungi; Ascomycota; Dothideomycetes; Mycosphaerellales; Mycosphaerellaceae. Gene Ontology annotation, molecular function: monoacylglycerol lipase activity. Gene Ontology annotation, cellular component: mitochondrion. Gene Ontology annotation, biological process: acylglycerol catabolic process. The record is from RefSeq and is a predicted model, not a curated record.
UUGCUAGAUCCGUCGGGUUGCCGCUUUCGUCAUCGCAUCUGUCUGUGUGUAGUAUAUUCGAGCCUGAGGGCGGUAUGUGAUGACCCGUCUUCUAGUGCUUAAGAUGUUUGCGAACAGACAUCACAGAGGCUGCCUUCCUGCACUCGAAGGGUGUCGCUUUUGUACAGGCUGCAAGGAUCGGUUCGGAUAGACGUCAUCAAUGCCAAGCCGGCUCAAAGCUGUGAGUGUGCAAAGGUACCGGCCCGUGGUGUUGGUUGUUGAAUCAAUGGCAAGAGCUUUGCAUCUGCUUCAUUCUCUGUGACAAUUUCAGUCCCAAUCUCCUGUGACCUGCCCAGACAUCAAGAUAUUGACCAAGAAGAUAAGCGGAGCAAAAUGCCAUUCGCCACAGUCAAUGGCCAUGCUAUCCAGUAUGUCGAAAGCGGGCAGGUAGGGUACAACGUGCAAGAAGACAAGCUACCGAUUGUCUGCAUACACGGAUUGGGAAGCUCGCAGAAUUAUUACAUGCCAGUCGUGCCGUACCUGGAAGGUCACAGAGUCGUCGCGCUCACCACAUAUGGAGCGGCGGAAUCGAAGUCGAAAGGAGAGAAAUUGAGCUUGGUGGAUAUGGCGGAAGACGUGAUAAGCUUGAUGGACCAUCUUAAGAUUCCAAAAGCUAUCGUGGCUGGACAUUCCAUGGGCGGACCAAUGGCACUGACUGUUGCGGCGCGGCAUCCAGACAGAGUCGUCGGCGUUGUCGCGAUCGGACCUGUAAACCCAUCCUCUAUCAAAGCAGAGAUGUUUACUGCGAGGAUCGAGACUGUCACUAAAGAUGGCAUGGAGCCAUUAGCAAACACUGUUCCGAAGGCUGCCACGGGCUCAAACAGCACGCCUCUCCAGCGAGCUUUCAUUCGCGAACUCAUCCUUGGCCAAGAACCCAAGUCGUACGCGAUGCACUGUGAAGCUAUCAUCAACAUGAAGGAUCCCGGAUUCUCUUCCAUGACUACGCCUGUCGUUAUCCUGGCAGGCGAGGAGGACCAGUCCGCACCAUUGGCUGGUUGUCAGUUCAUCCACGAUAACCUUGGCAGCAAGCAGAAGGAGCUCAAAGUGUAUAGCAAGGUGGGACAUUGGCAUUGUAUUGAGGUUCCUGAGCAGGUCGGCAAGGACAUUCUUGAAUUUGCGGCGAAGCUCGCGUGAAGAUGAUCGGAAUUGGGGAGAGCAGAAGAUCGGAUGCA